AAGUGGUCGUGGUGGAUAUGGAAGUGUUCAAGAUAGUCCUACUGUGUUUAGGUGCAUGUGGGUUGUUGGCUAAAAAGUUCCACUUUGAAGGCGAAAGAAACUUCAGAGAGCUCUCUCAUUCAAACGAUAAACCAAGAAAUCUAGUUCAGGAUAUCGCAAGUUGUGUCGCUUGGGUUCACCAAAAAAGUUCUAAACCGAAUGUACAGGACUGUGCAGGAGAUACAUGCUUUGAAGAACUGGAUUGUUUUAAUGCAUGCACUGGUACCUUUAGCUAUAUCGGGUUGGCUGUUCAGAAUCCGGCUUACAUUAACAGCAGUUUUAUGCUUCAUAUAAGGGACAACAUAGAAGGCAUGCCGCUGACCUAUUAUGACUUGUCGAACGCAUUUGGGGUGAUCUACAAACCGACCCGUAUUUAUAUACUUGUGCAUGAUUUUGGUGACUCUCCACACGGAUGGCCUGUUCGCGUUAAAAAUAGCAUCCUUUCGAUCGACGAUCGAGCGUGCAUAAUAGUCGAUUGGAGAGGCUCAUUUCGAACGAUCGAUGGCUCUGCAGCUUACGCUCAAGCUGUGGUUAACACUGAGAUUGUUGGACGACAGAUUGCCGUGCUUCUACAAAAUCUUAUGGAAGAUUUUUCGUUUGUAAUGAAGUCAGAAUACAUACACUUCAUUGGGCACGGACUGGGAGCGCAGAUGGCGAAGCCUUUCUCGGAGUAUUUCGUGAAACUCACAGGACUUGCCAUUGGCCGUGUUACUGCGCUUGAUCCGAUGAGUCUACUAUUUGAGGAAUACAAUAACACCAUUGACAAAUCAACAGCACUUUUUGUUGAUGUUGUCCAUACUUCGGCUCCAAACGCGGCCGCCGUACGAAGUCCCGAAGGCAUGGCGUUACGAGGUAAAGUAGGUGUGGUACGGCCGAUCGGGCAUCUUGAUCUUUACCCUAACGGUGGAAGGAGGCAACCUGGAUGCAGCAAUGAGGACGAUGUCAAGUUAUGCAGCCACAAACGCGCCUACCAGUACUUGGCGGCAGCGUUAUCUUCAUCAACAGAGUGCCUGUUCGCGUCCUACGGAUGUAAAGGAGGUCGCAAAGAGUACCUUGAACAACGCUGUGUUCGAAAUAGCGACCAGUUAUUUUUACCGAUAAACCUCGACUUAAAUCCUACUUCCACUCCACGUGGCGUACAAUUUUUUGAAGUGACACAGAAACCACCUUACUGUAUGUGAAGUUGGCAACUGAUAAAUGGAUAAAACAACGAAUAUCAUUUGGUGUGUUUUGGUGUGUUUGCUUUAAGUGGUUAUUGCUUUGAAUCAAUGAAAACAACACGUGAGUAUUGACCGUACAUAAAAUGAACCGUUCGCCUGAAAGAUUCAAUUUCAGCUUAACUCAAUUAGAAUGCAUGUUCUUGACGGCGCUCCGCAGCAAACAAGUGCCACACAUGCAAGUAAAAAAAAACCUUAAAUGGAAUACAUUUUCUUAUUUCAUCGUAUCUGCCGUUAUGGUUGUUGAUGCAAGAAUACACGGAACUUUAUCGCUGACUAAAUAUCACCAGAACUAUGACACAUGACUCAGACAAUUUUGGUAAACAU
Messenger RNA from Varroa destructor (honeybee mite), 1583 nucleotides. RefSeq names its product pancreatic lipase-related protein 2-like. NCBI's taxonomy places the organism in Eukaryota, Metazoa, Arthropoda, Arachnida, Mesostigmata, Varroidae. Gene Ontology annotation, molecular function: lipase activity. Gene Ontology annotation, biological process: lipid catabolic process. The record is from RefSeq and is a predicted model, not a curated record.